AUGUCAAGCCCGCCGCACGACCCCGAAGAAUCUCGACCUGACCCCCUGGUGACACCUGCUACGCCCGUCCAAUAUGAUUGCUCCGGGAAGGUUGACCUCGCCCAGAGCAACCCACGUCACCAUUUUUCCAAGGACGUUCACUUGUCCCAGGGGGCUCAAGAGGCGCCUUCCCCAUCGCGGGCAGAAUCCCCAACGGUCCGUCAAUGGUCACAGCCCACAUCUACUUUCGCCCUAAAAAGGACUGCAUCAAUUCCCUUGGAGAAAUUAACCCGCCGGGACUCCUUCCAUAGUCCACAACUGUCCGAGAGAGACAGCAUUUUCGCAACACACUAUCUUCCUUCGGACAGCAGCGCAAAUACCCCACAAUUGCCCCCCGACAGGGCCUCGGAUCAUGAACGCCCGGUGAAUGCCAUCCCGGGCUUAGAUGAUGCGCAUGGGUCCCCAAGUCCUACUUCCAAGGUCUCCCCCCACCGCCCUCACGUCGACCCUUCCCACAUGGAAGUUGACGUACGCAGGCAUCUCCCCUUGCGCUCGUCGCCUCUGUUUCCUCACACCGAUGUUCCUCGUUCGUCUCAACUGCGCUCAUCCAUCUCUUCCUCGGACCAGCUGAAAGAUCAGGAGAGUGGGUCAAUCGCUCCGUUGGUGCACUCAGUGCCUUUGGAUGAAACAGGUACGAUCAUUGGCAAUUCUCAAGACCCUUUGGCUGAACGCACUCUUCUUCCGUCAUUGCUAGACGAUGCAUCCCGCUACCCUCAGUCCUUAUCACCGUUGACAGCCGGCCAGGACUGGCCUGUGGUCAGUCCGGAGACCGUACCUCACACCGCACCUCACAGUUCCUUUGCAGAAUCAACUCGGGGUAGACAGAUUGAGGGCGGCUCAUCCAGAGGCCGUCGUGGGCGAGUGGACAGCUCGAUCGAGGCAAACCUGACCAACGCGGAGCCCGCAUCCAACGUGCGCAGCCGCAAGUCUAGUCACUACCUCGGUCUGUUCAAGGAAAAUACAUCCCCCGACCGCAAGCGAUGGGAGGACCGUGCUAGACAGCAAGAUGAGCCGCUUGAUUUAAAGGGUCACACCAUGGAGCUGGAAAUUCCAAAGCUUCAUGCCCUACCUGAGGAUGAUGGGACACUGCGGAAAAGUAUUUCCCUCCCUUUACUGGGCGACAGCCGGUCGCUCGAGUUGCCAUCUACAAACACGUCACAACAAGUAGACCAGGAAGAUGGCCAUCAGCGGCGGCCACAAGCGCUGCCACGCGGUCUCCUCGAGGAAAUUCGGAACUUCCACCUGACUCCAGGUGGUGGACGCGGGUCCUCUUUUUCCAAAAGCAUCCCAACUCACUCUUUCGAGGAAGGAGAGCGUCGGGCGACUGGUCAAUUUGAAGAUGGUCAAUUUGAAGAUGAAGAGGAGAACGAACAAAUCUCUUCCGCGGUUUAUUUCCCUCACAAGCGCACAGUGCCCGAAGGGCUUGAUGAUUCAGAUCCAUUACUGGCAGAUUCGGAUAGCGUGCAAACACUUCAAUUAGCGGCUGCGGAGAAAGGUCAUGAACUGAUGCUAGUGCCUAAAGAACAUGGAGAGCCCCCGAAGCAAGAGGCCGGCCAUGUGGAUAUCUCUCUUCGAUCUAAAACCGAAAGUAAGAUUCUCUCCGGCGAGCUUCCGGAACUUCGCCCUCCGGCAGGAAGUCUACCUGAGAAGUCUCUGGGCGCGGUCUCUGAAUACAGUUGUGAUUCAACUGGCGAGUCCGAAAUCGUGUCAGCGGACGAAAGCUCUCAGUCCAUGCAUGAUGAUUCCAGCCUCACCGACGACCUUGAGGUUACACCAACCGCUACGCCCACGCAGCGAAAUCGGUUCCCGGCCAGACGCAAGUCGAAGCCCACAGCGCCCCUUGGGGCUGUGGAAUUGAAGCCGUACCGCCAUCAAGUCGGUGGUCAUACCACUGUUUUCCGUUUCUCGCGACGGGCGGUUUGCAAGCAGCUCAACAAUCGGGAAAAUGAAUUUUACGAGCGAAUUGAAAGAAGGCACCCUGACAUGCUCUUGUUUCUUCCCAGGUACAUUGGUGUUUUGAAUGUGACAUUCUCGAAAACUUCCAAGCGCUCCAAGGUCAAUACCGAGACUGCAAAUGGCAGUGCCCUAGAUGCAACCCAGACUAAUGGGUCGUCUGGAAAAAACUCUCGUCUGCUGGAAGCUCCGGAACCACAAAGGAUUGUAAGCCAGUCACAGGUUACUGGGGUCAUUCCCAAAGUCAUUCUUGAGAACAAUCGUCAUAUCAUUCCAGCCGACCUUUUCUCUCGUCCCCAACGACUUCGGCUUGGAAAUGGCGGUCCCAUAGGCCGGCCACGCUCUGCCGAUGGUCUUGAUAAUGUCGCAGCUGACUCUGAUUCAACCCGCAAACCAACCAAGAUCUGGGGUGCGACCACAGUGAACAGAAAGCUCCAAGAACAAGUCCUCCGAGAAGUGUUCAGUCCGCCUGCUAUUCAUCAUCACCGGCGACAAGCACGAGGCCCCCUUCAUCUGCCGAGAGCCUCUUCGGACAUGCCUCGUCGACGUGGAAAUCUGUCAGAAGACCAGACAGACAAUAGCCGUCCUUCCACACCGGGAAAGGUUGAGACUUUGAAAACCCCCGUGAAGGAGAUUGCGCGGUCUCAUCCUGACCCGGGUCCAACUCUUUCAUCAUCAGCGUCCACUGCGUUCGAGGACAAUCGUAAUCGCCUUGAGAAAACGCGGACUGAGGAACAUUCCAAUCGAGCAACCUCUCUACAUCGUGGCCAGACGAGACGGCGGCACUCCGGUGGUGGUCUUCAACGGCGUGGAAGUUUGAAUUCUCGCAAUGAGGGUGAGCUUCUAUUUUUUGACGACGAGGGUUACGGUGGAGACCGCGAGGAUGAGAUAUUCUCCAUGGAAGGUGAUGCACCUAUUCCUGAGAUCGCCACCUCCAAAGUCAAGUCUUCUUCCUCAGUCUCUACAGUCUCGGAAAACGCCUCUGUGGGUGAUCCCCAUGGCACUGAAACCGAAGCUCCUAGUAAACUCCUAGACGCCUCCCAUGCACGAGCGAAUAUCGAUGCGAGUCCUGAAUUGCCAAGCAAUCCGAAAGAGGCGCAACUGCGAAAGGAUGACCGAGUGCAGUUUUUCCUUCUCUUGGAAGAUCUCACAGCUGGCAUGAACAAGCCAUGCGUCCUCGAUCUCAAGAUGGGAACUCGUCAAUACGGCAUUGAAGCGAGCGAGAAGAAGAAGAAAUCUCAGAGGCGAAAGUGCCAGUCGACCACUUCCCAGCAAUUAGGAGUUCGCCUUUGUGGUAUGCAAGCUUGGAAUGUCAAGAAACAAGAGUACAUCUUCGAAGAUAAAUACUUUGGACGAGACCUUAAAUCCGGCCGCGAAUUCCAGGAUGCUCUCACUCGCUUCCUUUACGAUGGCGUCAGCUACGCCAGUGUGGCCAAGAAGAUUCCCAUCAUUCUGGAAAAAAUCUCUUUGCUGGAAAAUAUGAUCCGAAAGCUGGACCGAUACCGCCUCUAUGCUAGUAGCCUCUUGAUUUUGUAUGAUGGAGAGCAAGCAACCCCUCCGCCAACGCCUAGUCACCCUAGUGGUGAACGACCCAGUCCGCGGCGGCGAGCUUCUGAGGAUGGCCACAACAAUAUCGAUGUUCAGUUGAAGAUCGUCGAUUUUGCCAACUGCGUGACGGGUGAGGACGAAUUACCUCCAGACACCCCUUGUCCGCCUCAACACCCGCAAGACAUUGAUCGUGGCUACCUCCGCGGCCUCCGCACUCUGCGGAUGUACUUCCAACGCAUCUUGCGUGAAACUGCCCAGGACGAGUACGUCGAGCGUGGCGAAGGCGAGGCCAUUGCACUAGGUUCACAACCCGCCGUGCGCGAGUCCUCGUCAGACCAGUACUGGGACGAGAAUGUGAUAGAUAGUGACGCAGGUGAAGUCAGUUUCUGA
This is a messenger RNA of Penicillium maclennaniae, 3930 nucleotides long. RefSeq names its product inositol polyphosphate kinase KCS1. The coding region runs from base 1 to 3930 and encodes 1309 amino acids. Gene Ontology annotation, molecular function: inositol hexakisphosphate kinase activity. The transcript is spliced from 3 exons. The record is from RefSeq and is a predicted model, not a curated record. Gene Ontology annotation, biological process: inositol phosphate biosynthetic process; phosphatidylinositol phosphate biosynthetic process. NCBI's taxonomy places the organism in Eukaryota, Fungi, Ascomycota, Eurotiomycetes, Eurotiales, Aspergillaceae. Gene Ontology annotation, cellular component: cytoplasm; nucleus.